Hibiscus syriacus is the source of this 898-nucleotide messenger RNA. RefSeq names its product RING-H2 finger protein ATL5-like. The coding region runs from base 122 to 835 and encodes 237 amino acids. The transcript has a single exon. Gene Ontology annotation, biological process: protein ubiquitination. Lineage: Eukaryota; Viridiplantae; Streptophyta; Magnoliopsida; Malvales; Malvaceae. The record is from RefSeq and is a predicted model, not a curated record.
AAAUGAUUAAAAAAGCUUCCCAGAGUUUACUUCUUUCCUCUAUAUAGGAACCUUCCUCUUCCUUUCGUUUCUCCUCUUCAUAUAUCCAUAAUCCCUUUAUUUUUUCCCCGCAAUUUUUUUCAUGGAUUUAGAAGGGAAUCACAUUGAUUAUGCUCUUAACGGCAAAGCAAUCCUCUGCGUCGGCGUCGUUCUCUUCGUUGCUGUAAUCAUCGUACUCUGCUUCCACAACUACGUACGCGUCCUCUUCCGCGACGGCCGUCGUCGUUACAUGCGCCGCCGUGCCCUGCGAUUACUUUCCAUAUCCACCGCCGGUACUACUUCGAUAACAGUUGGUUCCAAGGGUUUGGAUUCUUCCAUCAUUGAAACGAUCCCUAUUAUCGUUUACGCCACCGGAUCCAGCUAUUUCCCUCCGCUGGAAUGCGCCGUUUGCUUAUCGGAGUUCGAAAACGACGAUAGAACCCGUGUUUUGCCAAAGUGUAAACAUACUUUCCAUGUUGACUGCAUCGACAUGUGGUUUUAUAGUCACUCUAACUGCCCACUGUGUAGAGCUCAGGUCCAAGCUGUUAUUUCGGUCAACCCAAAGCAAACGGCCGACGUAGUGUUUGAAACAGCCGGAUCAGAACCUGUUAGAGAUGUUAGGGAAACCAAAAUCUGUUCCCCCUCUUCUUCGUCAUCGUCAUUGGAGAUGGGGGAGAGUUGCCCCAUGAAGAAACUGGAGCUAGUGGGAAUUGUUGUGGAGUUACCACCGAUAGAGGUGAGUGUUCACUCGAAUCGAAUUGAGUUUUACUCACCUCUAUCAAUCGGCGGUCGUUUGACAUCGAGUUUAGGUAAUUAAGAAAGAAACAAGGACUGCUGUUAGACAAACACGAGUUGUUGAUAUUGUAAACGUGGUAACCAU